Messenger RNA from Labeo rohita (rohu), 1577 nucleotides. RefSeq names its product gastrula zinc finger protein XlCGF57.1-like. The transcript has 3 exons. The record is from RefSeq and is a predicted model, not a curated record. NCBI's taxonomy places the organism in Eukaryota, Metazoa, Chordata, Actinopteri, Cypriniformes, Cyprinidae. Bases 102 to 1361 code for a protein of 419 amino acids.
GACGUCAUAAGGCUGCGCUGCGCUCCUGCGUCUGUUAUUCAGCUGAAAAAAGAAAAACUCUGGUGAAACAACUAAGAUCUACGUGACACACUAUUAUAAAGAUGGCGUUUAUUAAAGAAGAGAGUGAAGACAUGAGGAUUGAAGACGCAUUCAGAGUGAAAGAAGAAGAUACUGAGAAACAAACAGACUUGAUGGUGCUUAAAGAAGAGAGCCAAGGCCUGAAUAAAGUGGAAAAGAAAGAUCUGUAUGAGAAGCAACACGAUUUCAUAAAAGCAGGAAAAUAUUUUAGUGGCUCACAAACCAAGAAUGCUUCACGAAAAAGAGCUCAGAAGACAGGAACUAAAAGUAACUUGACCUGCCAACAGUGUGGAAAAAGUUUUAAUGAAAAAAGAAGCAUCAAGAGCCACAUGAGAAUUCACACAGGAGAGAAACCUUACACAUGCCUGCAUUGUGGAAGAAAAUUCGGUCGAAGUGGAAAUCUAAAGACUCACCUGAGAAUUCACACUGGAGAGAAGCCUUACACAUGCACUCAGUGUGGAAAGGGUUUUACACAGAAAAAAGCCCUUAAUUCUCACAUGAGAUAUCACACUGGAGAGAGCCCUCAUACAUGCAGACUUUGUGGGAGGGGCUUCUCGCAAAAAGGAAAUCUUGAGACUCACAUGAGAAUUCACACGGGAGAGAAGCCGUUCGUAUGUGUUCAGUGCGGAAAGAGUUUUACGCAUAAAGGAACCCUUGAUACCCACAUGAGAGGUCACACUGGAGAGUGCCCUUACACCUGCAAACUGUGUGAAAAGAGCUUUACACGAAAAGAAAGUCUUAAGGCUCACAUGAGAAUUCACACUGGAGAGAAGCCAUUCAAAUGUGAUCAAUGCGGAAAGAGUUUCAGAUGUAAAGAAAACCUUAAUCACCACGUGAGAAUUCAUUUAAAACGAAACUGUUUUGAAUGUUAUCAGUGUGGAAGGAGUUUCACAGACGGCAGUCAGCUUAAGAAUCAUGUAAUAUCUCACACUGGAGAGAAGCCUUUCAUGUGCCAUCACUGUGGAAAGAAUUUCACAAACAAAGCAAACCUUGAAAUUCACAUAAGAGUUCACACUGGAGAGAAACCUUUCACCUGCCCUCAGUGUGGGAAGAGUUUCUCAGUUAAGGGAAACCUUGAGGUUCACAUGAGAGUUCACACUGGAGAGCAGCCUUUUACAUGUGUUCAGUGUAAAAAGAGUUUCACAUAUCAAAGAGACCUUAAACGUCAUUUGCAAACUCAUUCUGAAAGUAAAUUGCAGUGUUCUGAUUGUGGGAAGAUAUUUAAAAAAAGGAGCCAUUUAAAGAAUCACCUACGCAUUCACUCUGAUGUAAAGGAAAUUUAAGUGUUAUCCCAAAGCAAUAAAUUUCUUUUGACAUUACUCUUAUUGAUACAGUUGUGGCCUAAUGGUUAGAGAGUUGAUUUUGUAACCCAAAGGUUGCAGGUUCGAGUCUCAGGUCCGGCAGGGAUUGUAAGUGAGGGAGUAAAUUACCAGCACUCUCUCCACCCUUAAUACCACGACUGAGGUGAGUCCCUUGAGCAAGGCACCAAACCCCCAACU